CGCAAACAGCGGUAUUAAAUUUUCAAUACUUUCAAGCUUUCAUUUAAAUUUGAGAUAAAACUGAUUCAAACUCUUACUGGAUAUUGUUGAGGAAAUAUAUUGUUACUGAGUGCAAGAUAGCAUUUCUUAUCGGGGUCAGAUAUGGCACCUUGAUGACACCAAAUACACACUUCAUACCGGAUAAGAAACAAUGGCGAAGACAAGUUUGACUAUCGUUGUACUAUUCACGAUCAUAUCGACAGGUUUUACUUAUGCAGACAAAGUAUUCACCUUCUGCCCAGACAACUGGCUAUCCUAUGAGGGUUCAUGCUACUACUUCCACCACACUAAAACUUCCUUCGUUGAGGCAGAGCAUUCUUGCCAAAACCUUGAGUCAAACCUUGUCCAUGUUAAUAAUGUACAGGAAAGGGACUUUCUCAGGGACCACUUGAAUCAUCAGCUACCCGUUGCCUACUGGUGGAUGGGCCUAUCGGACGAUGACAUUGAAGGACAAUUUAGGUGGACGGACAAUCAACCGCUUACUUUUACAGACUGGUUCCCUGGUGAGCCAAACAACGCCAAUGGCGUGGAAGACUGUGCUAUGUUUGAUCAUAACCAUAAUUUCAAGUGGAACGAUGUUGCAUGCAAUCAACAAUAUUUCUCUAUUUGUGAAUUAAAAAGUGAAAGCCAAGGAGCAGGAUCUCUUGUUGGCUAAGAAGAAGGAAACCUUGCACAAACACAAUGUCAAUUGAAUGGCAAAAUCAAAUGUAUUCAUAUAAUUAUACAUAAUGUUUUUGUCAGAUAAUUUGGUGCCCAAGUUAAAAAAUAUAUAAACAUAAAUCUAAAGUUUUGGUACUUUGCUUUAUUUUGAUGUUGUAGUGUCUCAAUUGCGUGAGUUACAACAGCAGAUGUUUAUAAAUAAAUAGAAACUAUGUAAAAUACAUCUAUUAUAAGGUAUUUGUCAUACAAUUCUUAUAAUACAACAUACAACACAGGAACAAUCUUAGCUGCAUACACAUAAAUACGAUACUCUUUUCAAGACAAAGUACACUUCGAAACCCGUUGGCUCGAUAACGCUUGGCUCGAUUUUCUUGUUGGCUCGAACUUGAUGUAAUGGACUGAAUUUAGUUUAGUCUAUAUUAACAUUCCCGCUUGGCUCGAUAUUCACGAGGCUCGGAGUAUUUCGGCCGGUCGCUGUGUUAUGGAGUCAACGGUUUUCGACUGAAAAAGACCAAAAUAAAUCGAUUAAUGCAUAAUACAUUAAAAUUUUAUUAUAAAGUGUUUGCCUACAGAUUAUUUUUAGUUCGAGAUAAACAAUUGAAUCCUUAGAUACUAUCAUUACUUACUGCAUAUAAACUAUUAUUUUAAAUGAACUCGCUUAUGGUUUGUAAUAUGAAAAUAAACGAAAAAUAAAAUAUUACGGAAUAAAGUGUGGC
This is a messenger RNA of Mya arenaria, 1415 nucleotides long. RefSeq names its product perlucin-like. Gene Ontology annotation, molecular function: signaling receptor activity. The transcript has 7 exons. The record is from RefSeq and is a predicted model, not a curated record. The coding region runs from base 191 to 694 and encodes 167 amino acids. Lineage: Eukaryota; Metazoa; Mollusca; Bivalvia; Myida; Myidae.